CAACCCAGAGUGGUGUGGAGUGUGGGUGUAAGAGUGUGUUAAAGAACCCAGAGUGGUGUGGAGUGUGGGUGAGGUCAGCGACUGAUGAUCUGUGGAAGACGAAACUUUGUGGGAUCAUCCUGGUGACUUACCUGUACUUCUAUAGUGAUCCCGCCCGUGUGUGUGUGUGUGUGUGUGUGUGUGUGUGUGUGUACAUGGGCGCCAAUAUGUGCGGUUGUUUGCUUUUGUUUUUGGUGUUGGGAAGAGAGAACAUCAGAGGUGUAAAUAAACUUCUUAAUAAAUGUUUAAAUGAAGCCGAGUAAAUAUUCUAACAAUAUUAGUCAGGUCUUAUGUCAACAUUUAUUAUAUCAGUCUAACACCAGCUGGGUUGUGGUACAGGAUACACCGCCCUACAUGAGGCAGCACAGGAGGGUCACCGGUGUUGUGUGAGGACACUCCUUAGUGCCGGAGCUGACCCUAACGCCCGGGAUCAUACAGGUCUCACAACCCUGCACCUUGCUGCCCUCACUAACCACUCAGGUGUUGUGAAAGACUUAGUGACUGAUGACCGCUGUGACCUCCACGCAGUAAAUAAAUAUAACGACACAGCACUACACUUCGCAGCACUAGGCGGAGGUAUGGAGGCAGCUCAGUGUCUGUUGGAGGUCGGCCUCAACCUUAAUGCCAAGAACUCAUUGGGGCUGACACCUAUAGACAAGGCAAGGCUGGAGGGUCAUCACCUUCUUGCGUGGUGGCUGAGGAAGCAGCCACACGCCGUUGAGGAGACACCCAGGAGACAGAUAGAGAGACGAUGCCGGUGGGAGUGUGAAGGAUGGUAUGAGAAGAUGUUACGGUGCAUGAGGGAGGAAGACCUUGGCAGUAUUAGAGGAUGUAUCCCCCUCGUGGUGGACGGUCACCUGCAGGACGACGCUGGCAUGACUCUACUGCACCACGCUGCCCAGCUCGGCCUGACCCGUGUGGUGAGUGUCCUCCUGGAGAGCUGUGAGGUAUACCCACACGCCGUGACCUGGGCUGGUGACACUCCUAGUGACCUGGCACAACGGGAGGGUCAUCACCAGGUACUCGACAUUCUUCACCGUCACCAGCCACAGGUUCAGAUGUCACCACAGCAGCUGUACGAGCAGCUGCUGAGUGUCAUCAGCCAGGUGAUGACGGGCGCCCUGGAGCCUGUGGGCGACUGGUCCGUGCACCCCCUGGCCACCACCAGUAACCGGACCAGGAUCGUCAGCCUCCUGGUGGCAGCUGGGGCGCUCUCCAUCACCACCCACGGCCUUAACCUGCUGACGGUGGCCUGGUGCUCUCCUGACGUUACUCCUCGUGUUCAGGUCACCAUCACAGGGGUGUUCCUUCGUGUGCUACAGAGAGAAAGAACAAUCUUACGUAGCCUGCCACACCUUAGGACAGGUGUUGAUCACCUCAUAAAGAGUAUGGAAGGUGACACACCCUGGCGAGCCAGCUGGCCCCGUGUUGAGUCAGUGGUCGACCUGACUCACCUUAUGGUCCAGGCCGCCCGUGUCAACUGUACCUUGACAUGCAGCUUCCUCUACCAAGCUGGUGCUCAGUCCUCCCUAUGUAGCCAGUCUAAGGUGACUCCUGUGCACGCUGCUCUGGACGCUGAGCACUGGAACCUGGCGGGUCAGAUGAUCAAGUACAUGGGAGGCUGCCUGUAUGUGCCUGACUCCAGAGGUCGACUGCCCACACACUUGAUGCCUCCAGACCGCCACUGCCAGCUAAACGAGAAAAUAUACGAGGCGGAGAGGAAGCAGCUGGAGGACAUAAAGGAGAAGAAGAAAGACACUAUCGAGGAACAACGGCUGCAGGAGGUUCUUAACGUCCAGCAACUUCUCUUCGCCACCAACUUGGCCAGGGGUCGAGUGAGGCAGAAUAGAGCCAGAAGAUCUCACGUGUCGUCCAUAGGAGCCGACGCCCUCCUGGUGGCCUCACAAGGUGGGCUGCAGCAGCUGAUCUACCUCCUGGUGAAGAAGGGAGGUGUUCCAGUGGAUACAGUGCUGGAUGCUACUAACGACACCACCGCCCUCCACCAGGCUGCCUCUCAUGGCAAGUCUGAGUGUGUCAUUCUCCUCCUGAGUCUUGGCGCUCAGCCUUUACUACCUGACCGAUAUGGCCAAACACCACUACACUUUGCAGCAAUGUUCGGUCAUGAUCAAACUUAUCAGGUUUUAGAAGGAUUUAUGAGGCAGCAAGAACCUUCAUGUAGGGCUGGAACUACCCCAAGAGAGGUCAGUAGACAUUUCUACUCGUACCUGAAAAUGUACCACAAAUUUUCAGGUAAAACAAGACAAGGUAGUGAUGUACAAAUAUGGAAUAACCCAACGGAUGCAACAACUGACGUUCUCAGUCGUAUUGACUUGAACAAUAUGAUAGAAGAAACAGAGAAAAUUAAUGUUGAUUAUUCUAAAGGUGAGGCACAAGAGGUAAGAGACGUGGUGAUGAAGGAACUGCAGAAGAUCACAGAAAAUGUUUCAUCUAAGGACAGAACUUAUCGAGGCACUCUGGAACUGCUCGGGAGCACCGCAGAUGGCACAAGACUCUAUUGUCCCGAUGAAUAUGACUUCAACAUUCUUCUGGAUGAUUGUUCAGGAGUGAAUGUUUUAGUUAGUGAACAAAACAAACAAGAAGCCUCACUCAGUGGACAUAAGUUGAGAGUUGAAGUCAAAACAAUGAAAACUGGUCUCCAGGCACAUGCGCUGACCAAGAAUCUUUACAGUGCAGUCAGGCAGUGUCUCAGUACCUACACCCUGAGAGAUAAGAAGGUGAGCAUCGUGCCACCUGGCCUGACAAGGACGCAGGUGGGCGUGGCACUGUCACUGGCUUGGCAGGGAAGUCAGUAUCCCCUAUUGCUGAUUGGUAUUGACUUAGUGCCAAUAGUAGUUAUACCUUGGCCCGAGGAGAUACCGAGACCUCUUCUCACACCUGUCAACUCACAAAUGAUGCACCUCAGCAACACCACAGACAAUUUAUGGAGGUGCAGCUUCGCUGCCUCCGAGGUGAAGAUGCUGAAGCAGUUGGAUCACCAGGAACGGCAAGUGUUUCUCACUGGCAAAGCUCUACUCUCCUGCAUGAAGGCUGAGCCCUGGAUGCCCAAAGACUUGAAGAAGCAGUUUAGUUGGUGGGACAUCCGCUAUUGGAAGAUCCCGACACCUGAAGGAUUCUGCUUCAAAAAUUCCUUCUUGAGACAACUGGAAAAGAAACGAGUGGAGGGAGUCGAGUGGCAAGAAGAGGACGUAAUGCAACAUGUAAUAUCUGUGUUCAGAGGAAUGUGUGAGGAGAUGGUUGAUCCACAAACUAGUGAUGAGCGUCUUGUGCCAGCUAAAGUUCAUGCUUACUUCGGUGGAGAUUGUGAGAGGCCGAAGGUGGGUCAUGGAGCUCCAGAAAUUAUCGAAUAUAUCAAGAAACAUCUGAAGAAAGUUGAGAAGCCCCAAGUGGGAUACAUGGGACUGAGGCGGGGCUGUGUGAACCAGUGAAUCAUCAUUAGUGGCGACCUGGCUGACACUAAUGUUUAAAUUCCAAGAUCACACUUUAUAACAGUAGUCAUCAACACUACAGUUAAUGUGAAACUUUUCUCCUACCCACAUGUGUAUAUAUAACAUAUUGUUGGUAGACAAGAUAAUGUAAUUAUUGUACAACUAUGGGUGUUUGGCUCCUAGAUAUAAACUUUUACUUUAUCUCAAACGUAUGUGGUUUAAGCAAGCGUCAUUAUUACUUCAAGUCAGUGUUGUAUAUUUUAUGUCGUGUAGAUUGGUUGUGAAGAUUAAUCAAAUAAUAAAUAACAGUCUUUACAUGUCUAGGAAAUGAUACACGGAAGUUCUUGCUUUUCAUUUUCUUGCUAUAAUAUAAAUUUCUUGUGUUUGCGAGAGUUCGGGAAUAUCAAUGACUAACUCACUUUAACCACUAGGAAACAUUAUUUAAUACACCAUCACCACACUCCCUAACUCACUCUAACUUCCAGUAAACAUUAUGUGGUGCAACAUCACCACACUCACUAACACACUAUAAUUUCCAGUAAACAUUAUGUGGUACAACCUCCCCACUGUGCCUUCCUUCUGGGGCCCACUGCUGCUCCAAGAUACCCUUCUGGUCUAGCCUGUGCCCAUUAGGAACCCAGUUACCGUGUGUUGCCUCGAGGAGGCACAGCAAGAGUCUUGAUGGUGAAGAGGCUGUGUACUGGCAGGGGAAGACUUAUACACAUUGCUUCCUUGUUCGCCACGAAGUUUGUGUUGAGGCUGAUUGAGGGAGGCCAUCUAGGCGGUGUAGUGACGACCGUCCAACACCUGCCUACAGCUGGUCUCCUCCCCCGGUGAUGCUCCUACAGCUGGUCUCCUCUGACGGUGGUGCUCCUACAGCUGGUCUCCUCCCACUGUGGUGCUCCUACAGCUGGUCUCCUCCCCCGGUGGUGCUCUUACAUCUGGUCUCCUCCCACGGUGGUGCUCCUACAGCUGGUCUCCUCCCACGGUGGUGCUCCUACAGCUGGUCUCCUCCCACGGUGGUGCUCUUACAUCUGGUCUCCUCCCACGGUGGUGCUCCUACAGCUGGUCUCCUCUCACGGUGGUGCUCCUACAGCUGGUCUCCUCCCACGGUGAUGCUCUUACAGCUGG
Messenger RNA from Homarus americanus (American lobster), 4616 nucleotides. RefSeq names its product serine/threonine-protein phosphatase 6 regulatory ankyrin repeat subunit C-like. Gene Ontology annotation, molecular function: protein binding. The transcript is spliced from 7 exons. The coding region runs from base 618 to 3485 and encodes 955 amino acids. Lineage: Eukaryota; Metazoa; Arthropoda; Malacostraca; Decapoda; Nephropidae. The record is from RefSeq and is a predicted model, not a curated record.